Messenger RNA from Ichthyophthirius multifiliis, 375 nucleotides. Its product is annotated as phosphorylase family protein, putative. Lineage: Eukaryota; Ciliophora; Oligohymenophorea; Hymenostomatida. Gene Ontology annotation, molecular function: catalytic activity. The record is from RefSeq and is a predicted model, not a curated record. The transcript has a single exon. Gene Ontology annotation, biological process: nucleoside metabolic process.
AUGAUUAUUAAGGAAUAUGAAGAUUUUAUAGAAGGAAGCUAAUAUAAUUUAUUGGACCCUGAACCUAUAUAAAAGUUUUUAAAGUUAAAAGGAGUAAAUAUAGGUACUGAUAAUAGUUUUACAAAUAAUAAUGAGAUUGCUAUUAAGAGAAAAAUCGAUUGCAUAGAAAUGGAAGCUGCAAGUUUAGUUAGAAUUUGUCAUUUAAUGAAUGUACCUUUUACAGCAAUCAAAAUUGUGUCAGAUGUCGAAAUGGAGGAUUAAAAAGAAAGAGAAAAACUCUUUUAAGACUUUUUUGCAAAUAAAAUAAAAGAACUUGGAAAAAUAGUACAUAAGAUUAUUGAAAAUAUUGAUGAUAUUACAAAAUAAGAAAUUUGA